AUGUCGUCGUCCUGGGACAAGAUCAGCGCGGGCCGCGUCUUGGACAUGGCCGAGGCCAAGCACCUCCAGGUCCACGACGACGCCGGCAACCUCGUGCCGGCCAUGCGCCGGGGCUCGACGCGCGUCCUCGGCGCGGCCCGGGGUCUCGACGCCGACGCGGCGCGGGUCCACCGGCGGCGCCUGAGCAGCCUCGAGGAGUCCGCGCGCUGCUACGCCGCCGUGUCGAAACACGUCGAGCGCGCCAAGGCCGACGGCGCGUACUACGAGCUCGAGUUCGCCGAGCCGCGCCUCGGGUUCACGGUGGCGCUCGCGCGGCACCACGCGGCGUCGGCGUCGCCGCGGAGCCCGCGCGCGCGGAGCUGGUGCACGCUCAGCGUCGAGGACAUGUCCGACGAGCGACUCUUCGAGUCGCGGCUGAGGCCGCGCGACGAGGUCGUGACGCUCGCGGGCCAGGCCGUCGCGAUCCGCGACGACGACGGCUACGACGACGCGCAGCGCUACGCGGCCUUCGGGCGCAUCAAGGCCCAGAUCCGCGACGCGCCGCGGCCCGUGACCUUGGGGUUCGUCGAGGGCGCGGGCCGCGACGCCGCGUUCGCGGAAUGCCUGAAGCGGCGCGAGCUCGCGGCGGAGGACAAGGCGCGCGCGCGCGCGGCGACGGCCGCCGCGGGCGCGGCGCUGCGGACCGCGGCGGACGACGCGCUGCGCGACUGCGAGGACAUGGCGCGCGCCGCGGACGCGGCGGACGCGGCCGACGAGGUCGCGUUCGCCGCGAAGGCGGCCGCGGCCGCGGCCAAGGCGACGCGCGCCGCGGCGAAGCGGGCGCGGACGCGCGUCGUCGACGCGCGCCUCGGCUACGCGGCCGCGCGCGACCCGGACUUUGUCCUCGAGGAGGCCGAAGCGACGGACGCGCACUGCGUCGCCGCGCGCGCCAAGGCCGCGCUCGCCGCGGCGCCGCGGAGGCCGCCGCCGCCGCCGCCGCUGCCCUGGACCGAGGACCUGGAAUUGGCGCUCCUGGCCUGGGCGUCGGACCACGCGCGGCCCGGCGCGGCGCCCGGCGCGCGCGUCGACUGGACGGGCGCGGCCGCGGCGUUGUUUCCCGGCGCGGCGUGCGACGCGGCGCGCCUCGCGGCGAAGCUCGCGGCCCUCGUCGGCGGCGCCGACGCGCCCGACGCCGUGCGCCGGGCCUACCAGAAGAAGAGGCGCGAGGCCGCGGCGCGGCGCGCGGCGGCGCCGCUGCCCUUCUCCGCGGCGGACGAGGCCGCGAUCCGCGAGUGGGCCGCGGCGCGCGCGAUCGUCGGCGCCGACGGCCGCGACGCCGUCGACUGGGCCGGCGCCGCGGCGGCGCUCUUCCCGGGCCGGGGCGUCGACGCGGCCCAGAUCGCCGAGUGCCACCGGCGCCUCGCACGCGCCGACGCCGCGCGCGCCGCGCGGAGGCGCGACCGCGACCGCGCGGACCGCUUCCGCAAGCUCGAGGCGGACCGCGCGCGCGCGGCGCGCCGCGACCGGGACCGCGCCGCGGCGGACGCCGCGCGCGAGGCCGACGCGCGGGACCGCGCGCUCGAGGCCGAGCGCCUCGCGCAGGACGACCGCAUCCGGCGCCGCGCGGACUCCGACGAGCGGCGCCGGGCCGCGGACGACGCGGCCGCGGCGACGCGCGCCGACGACGCCGCGGCGGCCGCGCGCCUCGCGCGCCGGUCGCGCGCGGCCCUCGACCGCUGCCUCGCCGCGGAGCGGCGCGUCCGCGCGUGCUCGCGCGCGGCCGUCCGCGCCGCGCGCGACGCGGAGCACGUCCAGGCGCUCAUCGAGGCCGCGGCCUUCCGCUGCGCCGCCGCGGACGAGCGGGGCGUCGCCGUCGAGGCGAAGCGCCUCGCCGCGAGCCCGCGGUAG
This is a messenger RNA of Aureococcus anophagefferens, 1887 nucleotides long. RefSeq lists its product as hypothetical. The transcript has a single exon. The coding region runs from base 1 to 1887 and encodes 628 amino acids. NCBI's taxonomy places the organism in Eukaryota, Pelagophyceae, Pelagomonadales, Pelagomonadaceae. The record is from RefSeq and is a predicted model, not a curated record.